AUGGCUCAGACGAGCACAGAGGUACAUGAGAUCAUUGGCGUGGCUCGGACAAGUACUGAGGUACAUGAGAUCAUAGGCAUGGCUCAGACAAGUACAGUGGUACAUGAGAUCAUAAGCAUGGCUCAGACAAGUACAGAGGUACAUGAGAUCAUUGGCAUGGCUCAGACAAGUACAGUGGUACAUGAGAUCAUUAGCGUGGCUCAGACGAGCACAGAGGUACAUGAGAUCAUUGGCGUGGCUCAGACAAGUACAGAGGUACAUGAGAUCAUUGGCGUGGCUCGGACAAGUACUGAGGUACAUGAGAUCAUUGGCGUGGCUCGGACGAGUACUGAGGUACAUGAGAUCAUUGGCAUGGCUCAGAGGAGCACAGAGGUACAUGAGAUCAUUGGCAUGGCUCAGAGGAGCACAGAGGUACAUGAGAUCAUUGGCAUGGCUCAGAGGAGCACAGAGGUACAUGAGAUCAUUGGCAUGGCUCAGAGGAGCACAGAGGUACAUGAGAUCAUUGGCAUGGCUCAGAGGAGCACAGAGGUACAUGAGAUCAUUGGCAUGGCUCAGAGGAGCACAGAGGUACAUGAGAUCAUUGGCAUGGCUCAGAGGAGCACAGAGGUACAUGAGAUCAUUGGCAUGGCUCAGAGGAGCACAGAGGUACAUGAGAUCAUUGGCAUGGCUCAGAGGAGCACAGAGGUACAUGAGAUCAUUGGCAUGGCUCAGAGGAGCACAGAGGUACAUGAGAUCAUUGGCAUGGCUCAGAGGUACAUGAGAUCAUUGCCAUGGCUCAGAGGAGCACAGAGGUACAUGAGAUCAUUGCCAUAUUCAGAAAACCACCAAAGCUGA
Messenger RNA from Oncorhynchus keta (chum salmon), 834 nucleotides. RefSeq lists its product as uncharacterized. Bases 1 to 834 code for a protein of 277 amino acids. Lineage: Eukaryota; Metazoa; Chordata; Actinopteri; Salmoniformes; Salmonidae. The transcript has 4 exons. The record is from RefSeq and is a predicted model, not a curated record.